ACCACAUCCGCCUGGGAUUUCCGAAUUCCCAGGGAUUCCGUCUGCAAUUUACCUAAACGCACUUUUGUGAAAUUCAGUUUGAAAAUGCCUUCUGGAACGUAUCAAGUCUCUCAUUGCGAGGAGAAUUCGCCCCCGGAGGGGAGAAAUCGAAAGAAAUUCAGGGAUCGGUACUACACGAAAUGGACUAUUUUAUUACUUACAUUUGCUGUAGUGGUUCUUCUCAUAAUCGCUAUUUCAUGGCCUUUUGAUAGAUCUUCCAAGGAAAAGAGUGAUAACGUCCAGAGUCCAAAUGAACGAUAUCAAGGAUCUCAGAACCCAGCAGCAAUUACAACGAGAGCGGAUAUCGAAUUUAUUUCAUCGACAUCUUCAGGAAUUGGAGAAUCCUCAGAUCGAUCCGGAAGAUAUCGAGGAUUCACAACAGAAACGGCAGUAUCGAGCUCCACUAUUAAUCCUGAAACAAAAAAUAAUAAUUACACCAGCAGAACUAUCGAUCCAGGAACUCCUGGUGAUAUUUUCAUGUCUCCAACGAUUGAAGACACGUAUCAGCCCCUAGAGACUUCAACAUCUCCCACAGAGUCUUCUACAUCUCCUGCAGUUGUACCUUCGGCGGAAUUCGAGUCGACUACAGAAUAUUAUGAUGAACAAUCGAUUACUCCAGGAGGAACGACAAUUAGUGAAGAGUUUUAUUCAUCUACGGAAGCCUCUGAAUCUUUCUCAGAUUCUUCACAGAGUUCUUCAGGUGCAGACACGACCUCCAGCUCUGCAGAUCCAUCGACGACUCGAGCCACUAGAGAUUUCACCUCAUUGAAGAGAUUAAUAGUGGCGAAGUAUUUCGGUAAUGAUUCGUCAACGACCGAGGAUCCCUCCAACGACAACUGGCUGGAUGAUCUCAACAUGAAAACAUCUACAGAGGAAACAAUAACGGUGAAGGAAGCGGAGACCUCCACAGGAUCCACUACUUCCACUCCUGAAUACAAUAGAGAUGUGACUCCUCCUCCUGAAGACUCGAAACCACUGGGUAAUUCCACAACUUGCACUGGAAAAUGCAGACAGCAAUUCAGCAAAAUGAUGGCCUGGAUGAACCACUCGGCAAAUCCUUGCGAGGAUUUCUAUGAAUUCGCUUGUGGAGGCCUCGAAGCUGACCCUGAAAUGAUAAUUAUAACUCCAGAGGAGAGAGCACUCUCAGUUAUCAAAAAACAGAUGCUGAGGGAGAUAACUGAAGGGAGAAGUUCUAGAUUCUAUAACUAUUAUCAGAGUUGCGUGGGUUAUGGGAAGAAUACGACCUUGAGAGGAAUUAUGCUGGACUCGAUAAGACAACUCUCACAGAAUGCUAUUUCUAACAAUUUGUCUGUAACCAGGACUUUGAAGGUCUUUCAAUUCCUCUUCGAUAUCACUACAGCCAUCGAUGAAUCAAACCCCCAGGAGUUGAUCCCUAGAAUAGGAGCAUCACUGCCGAGUAUUGCCCUCCAAAUCUUCAGAAAUGAUUCCUGUGAUCCUAAAAAUAUCAGAAGAGUCUCUCUUGAUCUCGAUGAGAUGUACGAAGAAUACAAAUCCUGCAAAAAUAAUACAAACGAGCUGUUAGAUGCGAUAACUGAAAUAUUCGGUACAGAAUUUCCCCUCGACUUCUUCAGAACGCUCUUAUCAGAUUUUCCAUCAGAGAGUGAAAUUCGGGAAGCGUACAGAUCGAAAAAUUACACGUUAAUAGCACUCAGCGAUCUCCAGAAACAAUCUACAUUAAUAUCUUGGGGGGAAUUAUUGUUGGACUUGACUGGAGUACGUGCCAACAACGACACAAAGCUACAAAUUUACUUUAAAGAUAAUUUAUUUCGCGCAUUGAGGAGAAUCGACGACCACAAUCAACGUCACCCAUCGCAUCUCCUUAAAUUUAUAAUUGCUUUCAACGCUGGUAAUAUCUACAACGAGUUGCAACCGGUUUUGCCGAGAGAUUUGGAGAGCAAGUGUUUGAAAAUCACCGCCAACUGGUGGCUAUCAGAAGAUGCGUCCUAUCUCUACAUGUCAUCUUUCACAUAUGACGAAUUGAAUACUAUCAAGUCGAAGGUUGCAGACAUUUUUAAACAACUGAAGCAAACUCUCACGUCAAAAUUGGAGACUAUAUACUGGGCCUCGCCAGAGGGUCGAGAUGCUUUGAUAAAAAAAUUAAAUGAUAUUCAAAUUUCCAUGCCCGAGGCUUCUUACUUUGAGCAAAAGGAAAAUGAAGUUUACCCUAACUUCAUACAGUACUUCUUCACAAAGCGACCAGAAAAUAUAAGUGAUUUAAAUAAAACCCCUGGUAAUCCGCAAAUUCUGAAAUACUACUGGACACACUUAGCAAAAGCUUUUCAACCACUUCCACGGUCUCUCCACUCCCGCAAUUUAAUUCUCGUCCCUCUAGGUGCUGUGGAAUCAUUACGAUUCACAAAGACCAAUGAGAAAUACGAUUACAUGACACUGGCGAGUGUCGGCAAUCUCCUGGCGCACGAGAUUGCAAGUUAUUUCGACGUCAUUGGUAUUCAGUACUGGGAUAAAAGUCGUGGCUCUCCCUUCCCUUCCCUCAAACACGAUGAUUUCACACGUAGUAAUUAUGAAAACUAUAUUAAAUGUCAGAGAGACGAGAUCUUUAAAUAUUCAACUGAAAUUGUAAUCCCUGCGACUAAUCAGCUCGUUAAAUUAAUGAUCCCUCCACACACAUUAAACGAGAGACUCUCUGAUGCUGCAGGUGUGAGACUAGCUCACGACACUUUCCACAGACUAGCUGCGCAAAAAUCAACCCCCUGGCUAGACUUCAAUAACGACCAGCUUUUCUACAUCGCAUACGCUCAGACACACUGUACAAAGGCACCACUCACUGCUUCGUCCAUCUCAUUGCAUGAGAAUCCCGAAUUACCGAGUAGACUGCGAGUUUAUGCAGCUGGAAUAAGCGACAGGAGAAUUGGAAGAGCCUUCGAGUGUCCAGAGGGUUCUAAACUAUCUCCAGAUUUUUCCUGUGGAGCUUUUCCCUACAUCGAGGAUCCCAUCCCUGCAGCUUAAUCUCCAUUGUAAUAUUUAUGA
Fopius arisanus is the source of this 3048-nucleotide messenger RNA. RefSeq names its product endothelin-converting enzyme-like 1. The record is from RefSeq and is a predicted model, not a curated record. Gene Ontology annotation, molecular function: metalloendopeptidase activity. Bases 85 to 3027 code for a protein of 980 amino acids. Lineage: Eukaryota; Metazoa; Arthropoda; Insecta; Hymenoptera; Braconidae. The transcript has 13 exons. Gene Ontology annotation, biological process: proteolysis. Gene Ontology annotation, cellular component: plasma membrane.